Emiliania huxleyi CCMP1516 is the source of this 345-nucleotide messenger RNA. RefSeq lists its product as hypothetical. Gene Ontology annotation, molecular function: transcription coactivator activity; protein heterodimerization activity. Gene Ontology annotation, cellular component: nucleus; transcription factor TFIID complex. The record is from RefSeq and is a predicted model, not a curated record. Gene Ontology annotation, biological process: RNA polymerase II preinitiation complex assembly; transcription initiation at RNA polymerase II promoter. NCBI's taxonomy places the organism in Eukaryota, Haptophyta, Isochrysidales, Noelaerhabdaceae. The coding region runs from base 1 to 345 and encodes 114 amino acids. The transcript is spliced from 3 exons.
AUGAACAUGAGUGAACGCGCGCACGCGGCGGCGCCCGACGUGGACGCGGAGCGCGAGCGGCGGGAGGACGAGGAGGACGACGAUCUCAUGGAGCGGCUCGAGCGGCGGAGGGGCGCCGACAGCACUCGCAUGAGGCCGAGUCAGAUCUACUUUGAGUUUGCGAGGGUCGCAUCCGAGGAGCAGCUCGAGCGCUUCGAGCAGUACAAGCGCUCGAAGCUCCCGCGCGCCGCCAUGCGAAAGCUGAUGCAGGACGUCGUCGGCAGCUCGACCGAGCGCUGCGCCAUCAUCCUAUCCUCGCUCGUUGUCCCCGAAGUUGAGAAUCCGGUUCCGUUGGCCUCUUUGUAG